Messenger RNA from Andrographis paniculata, 2870 nucleotides. RefSeq names its product cullin-4. Gene Ontology annotation, cellular component: cullin-RING ubiquitin ligase complex. Lineage: Eukaryota; Viridiplantae; Streptophyta; Magnoliopsida; Lamiales; Acanthaceae. Gene Ontology annotation, biological process: ubiquitin-dependent protein catabolic process; protein ubiquitination. Gene Ontology annotation, molecular function: ubiquitin protein ligase binding. The transcript has 17 exons. The coding region runs from base 127 to 2637 and encodes 836 amino acids. The record is from RefSeq and is a predicted model, not a curated record.
UCUGUAUUUCCUUUUUGCUCCUCGGCUUGGCUGGGCUUGGCUUCAUUUCGUUUCGUAUCGUUUCCUAAUUCUUCCUACUCCUACAAUGAGGAGCUCUCUGUCUCUCUGAGAUUUCAUUGCUCUUCUAUGUCUCAAUCCAAUUCCCCUUCCCAAGCCUCUACCAAUCCCACCAAGCGCUCAUCGCCGCCUUCCUCCUCCUCGCCCCACGCCGCCGCCUCCGCCGGGCCCCCAAUUAUUCCUGCAAUGAAGAAAGCCAAGUCGCAGGCGGUUACCGGCUCGCUCGACGGCCAGCACCCAACUUCACCUCGCGUUCACUUCGCCGACCCCCCUGCUCGCUCUCCGAUGACUGAAGAUGAUCCCACCGACGUCGGCCUGGAUACCUCCUUUCGGCCCGACGCUUGUGAACGCACUGUUGAUAUUCCUGUCAGAAGCUUCACCUCCAAUUUGGCUCGGAAGAAGGCCACGCUUCCGCAGCCUAAAAAGCUUGUAAUUAAGCUUGUUAAAGCCAAACCGACACUGCCAAAUAAUUUUGAGGAAGAUACAUGGGCAACACUCAAGGCAGCUAUCAGUGCCAUAUUUUUGAAGCAACCUGACCCAUGUGAUUUGGAGAAGCUUUAUCAGGUGGUCAAUGACCUUUGUCUGCAUAAGAUGGGAGGGAGCCUCUACCUAAGAAUUGAAAAGGAGUGUGAAACUUACAUAUCUGCGGCUCUACAAUCUUUGGUUGGCCAAAGCGAUGAUUUGGUGGUUUUCUUAUCUCAUGUCGAAAAGUGCUGGCAGGAUUUUUGUGACCAGAUGUUAAUGAUCCGGGGUAUAGCAUUGUAUCUUGACAGAACAUAUGUGAAGCAAUCACAAAAUGCGCUCUCAUUAUGGGACAUGGGCUUGCACCUCUUCCGCAAACAUCUUUCUCUAGCUUCUGAAGUGGAGCACAAAACUGUAUUUGGUCUUCUGAAAAUGAUCGAGAGUGAGAGGCUAGCUGAAGCAGUUGAUAGAACUCUUCUUAAUCAUCUUUUGAAGAUGUUCACUUCAUUGGGAAUUUACUCAGAAAGCUUUGAGAAACCAUUCCUUGAGGCUACAUCUGAAUUUUAUGGAGCUGAAGGUGUCAAAUAUAUGCAACAGGCAGAUGUUCCAGAUUAUCUGAAGCAUGUAGAGAUGAGGUUGCAGGAAGAACAUGAAAGAUGCUUACUUUACCUGGAUAUAAGCACCAGAAAGCCACUGAUAGCCACUGCAGAAAAGCAACUUCUUGAGUGCCAUAUAUCUGCAAUUUUGGAUAAGGGUUUCACGUUGCUGAUGGAUGGGAAGCGUAUUGAAGACCUUCAGAGAACAUAUAAACUUCUCUCCAGAGUUAAUGCCCUUGAACCACUGAGACAAGCACUUAGUAAUUAUAUCCGUAAAACUGGCCAGAGUAUUGUCAUGGAUGAAGAAAAAGACAAAGAUAUGGUGUCCAACUUACUGGAAUUCAAGGCGAAUCUUGAUAUGAUAUGGGAAGAAAGCUUUUCUAGAAAUGAAGCAUUUGGCAAUACCAUCAAGGAAUCAUUUGAGCAUCUCAUUAAUAUCCGCCAGAACCGACCUGCUGAGCUAAUUGCCAAGUUUGUGGAUGAGAAACUUCGUGCUGGAAAUAAGGGUACAUCGGAGGAGGAACUAGAGGGUACACUUGAUAAAGUUCUGGUGUUGUUUAGAUAUAUACAGGGUAAGGAUGUAUUUGAAGCAUUUUAUAAGAAAGAUCUUGCUAAAAGGCUCUUGUUGGGUAAAAGUGCUUCUAUUGAUGCUGAGAAGUCGAUGAUUACAAAGUUAAAAACUGAGUGUGGCAGUCAGUUCACCAACAAACUUGAAGGAAUGUUCAAGGACAUUGAAUUGUCAAAAGAAAUUAAUGAAUCAUUCAAGCAGUCAUCCCAAGCUCGAACAAAACUCCCAUCUGGAAUUGAGAUGAGUGUGCACGUCUUAACAACUGGGUAUUGGCCAACCUACUCUCCUAUGGAUGUUAGGCUGCCCCAUGAAUUGAAUGUUUACCAGGAUAUCUUCAAGGAGUUUUACUUAAGCAAGUAUAAUGGAAGGCGACUAAUGUGGCAAAAUUCCUUAGGUCACUGUGUUUUGAAAGCAGAAUUUCCAAAAGGUAAAAAGGAGUUGGCAGUGUCUCUAUUCCAGACUGUCGUUUUGAUGCUGUUCAAUCAUACACAAAACCUUAGUUUUCAAGAUAUCAAAGAAUCAACUGGUAUUGAUGAUAAAGAGCUGAGGAGGACUUUGCAGUCACUGGCAUGUGGAAAAUUUCGUGUUCUUCAGAAAAAUCCUAAGGGCAGAGACGUCGAAGAUGAUGAUUCCUUUGCCUUCAAUGACCAAUUCACUGCUCCUCUAUACCGUAUAAAGGUAAAUGCCAUUCAAAUGAAGGAAACAGUCGAGGAAAAUGCUAGCACCACAGAAAGAGUGUUCCAAGACCGCCAAUACCAGGUCGACGCUGCCAUCGUCCGUAUAAUGAAGACAAGGAAAGUUCUGAGCCACACUCUAUUGAUUACUGAACUCUUUCAGCAGCUCAAGUUCCCCAUAAAACCAGCUGAUUUGAAGAAAAGAAUCGAGAGCCUGAUCGACCGAGAGUACCUUGAGCGCGACAAAACCAACCCGCAAGUAUACAACUACCUUGCAUGAACAACAAUUUUCCUCGGAGACGACUUCCCCAGUGAAAAUUUGUGUACAGGACUCAUUGCUGUUAUUUUUUUCCCUUCCCCUUUUGGUGUUCAUGAUGUCCUCCUAGUGUAAUUCACCAUUUCCCCAUAUAUUUUGAACUAAGAUCUCUGCCCCUAUUAAACAGAUUUGUGUUCUCCUUUCACUCUUUCUUGCUACUGCUGCUUCUAUAAUACAUCUAAGAUUGAUAUCCCACA